ACGUAGAUUUGUUUCUUGCAGUUGUUGGCAGGCAGUGACACGUUAGAGUCAUGGGUGAUAGCGACGAUGAGUACGACCGGAGGCGCAGGGAUAAAUUCCGGCGGGAACGGAGUGACUACGACCGCUCCCGAGAGCGAGACGACCGGCGACGCGAUGACUGGAACGACAGGGACGAACACGUUGCAGAUCCGUAUCACGCUGGCUAUGAGAUGCCUUAUGGCGGAGGGGGCGGUCCCAGCUAUGGCCCCCCCCAGCCCUGGGGACCACCCGAUCUUCACAUGAUGCAGCAACACCACGGCAUACCCAUCCAGGCCAGGCUGGGCAAUCUGCAUGACCUGGAGGUGGGCCCUCCACCCCCAGUGAUGAAGACCUUCAAGGAGUUCCUGCUGUCCCUGGAUGAUUCCGUGGAUGAGACGGAGUCAGUGAAACGCUACAACGAAUACAAGAUUGAGUUUCGGCGCCAGCAGAUGCAGGACUUCUUCCUGGCUCACAAAGACGAGGAAUGGUUCCGUUCAAAGUAUCACCCAGAUGAAGCUGGGAAACGGAAGCAAGAGGCUGACUAUGGCCUACGCACACGCCUCAGUGUGUACUGUUACCUGAUGGAACACAGCUGGUUUGAGGGCCUUUCACUCGACAUCGAUAAAGCCAAUAUCAUCAUGAAGGCUUUAGAUGCUGCUGUCAUAAAGAUGGAAGGUGGGACAGAAAAUGACGUGAAAAUUCUGGAGCUGGAGGAUGAAGAGGAAAAGGCAGAAAAAUUGGAACCUGGAAAGAAGGAAGAAGGGCGGCUCGUGGAUAAUGACAAGAAGAUGGUCGAGAAGGAAGAUGACAGCAAAAAGGCAGAAAAUACUCAGCCAGCCGAGGAAGAGAAGAAGGACAAAGAAGACAGUAAAUCGAAAGAGUCGCCAGGAGAAGAGGAGGAAGAGAAGGGAGAAGAAGGGGAUGAUAAGGAUGACAUUGAUCAGCCUCAGCCAGCCAAAGAAAGCCCAGUCCCUGUGAAAGCUGUGAAGAAGCGAAAGAGGAAACGCAGCGGCGAUGACAGUUAUGACGAGGACGAUGCCACGGCCUCUGACUCGGAAUCGGAAUGUGAAGUGGCCCUGACAGCUGGGGAAAGGACUGAGGAAGACGGUUCAGGCAAGCUGAAAGGAGAGGGUGAGAAGAACCAGAAAGAAGAGGAGCCAAAGCCAGAGAACAAGGAAGAGGAGAAACAGAAGGAAAAACCCAAGGAGGAAAAGAAAGAGAUUGAGAUCACCCCGAAACCUCGGCCGCUUCACAAAACCUGCUCACUCUUCAUGAGGAGCAUAGCUCCAAAUAUCUCUAAGGCUGAAAUCAUAUCGCUCUGUAAAAGAUUUCCUGGCUUCAUGAGAGUCGCAUUAUCUGACCCACAGCCAGAGCGCAGAUUUUAUCGGAGAGCUUGGGUUACCUUCGAUCGCAGUGUCAACAUCAAAGAAAUUUGUUGGAAUCUCCAGAACAUCCGACUACGAGACUGUGAGCUGAGCCCGGUGGUGAAUCGGGACCUGGCCCGACGUGUCCGCAGCAUUAAUGGUAUCACGCAGCACAAGCAAAUAGUCCGCAACGACAUCAAACUCGCGGCUAAACUCAUCCACUCGCUGGAUGACCGCUCGCAACUGUGGUCCUCUGAGACGGUCACUGAGGAAGGCCGAGUUGAGAACCUGUCCUCUCAGAACCCCAUCUUAAAGAACAUCACUGAUUACUUGAUUGAGGAGGUGAGCGCUGAGGAAGAGGAGCUGAUGGGCAAUGCCACGGAUGCACCGGACGACGGACCGAAGGAGGGGAACCCAGAGGUCAACAUCGAGAGGGAUGAGAAGCUCAUAAAGGUUCUGGACAAACUGCUGCUUUACCUUCGCAUUGUGCAUUCCAUCGACUACUACAACACCUGUGAAUACCCCAAUGAGGACGAGAUGCCGAACCGCUGUGGGAUCGUGCACGUCCGUGGACCUCUCCCUCCCAACCGCGUCUCGCAGCAUGAAGGUGAAAGCAAAUUUCUGAGCGAUCUGCUGGGCAUUGGGAGGGCCUGUUGUAUUUGUCUUGCAGGUUUGAACCCAGCUAUGGGUUAUCCUCACCAUUCUCCCCAAGGUUUGAUUGGGUUUGGUCAGCCCCGUCCCCCUGUGAUGGGAUUUGCAGCCGGACCUGCCUACCCACCACCUCAAUAUGGUGGUCGUGGAGCCUAUGAUGCAUAUCGAGGGCAGGGAGGCUACCCAGGGAAGCCCAGGAACAGGAUGCUGAGAGGAGAUCCCAGAAACAUUGUAGAAUACAGAGACCUGGAUGCUCCAGAGGAUGUGGACUUUUUUUAAGUGCUCCUGAUAAAGCUAUCCAUUGACCAGACCAUUUGUUAUUUUGUUCUUUUGUUAAGUUAAAGAAUUUUUCGUAAGGUUGUCGGUAUUUUAUCCAGGCAGACGGUAUGUUGUAAUGUAGAGUUUUCUGUUUUCCCCAGAAACAGUGAUGUAAUGUGUUCUUCUGAAGCGUCUGAAAUAAAAGAAAGUAUUGCA
Rhincodon typus (whale shark) is the source of this 2507-nucleotide messenger RNA. It is a transcript of the gene srrt, whose product is annotated as serrate RNA effector molecule homolog (Arabidopsis). The record is from RefSeq and is a predicted model, not a curated record. NCBI's taxonomy places the organism in Eukaryota, Metazoa, Chordata, Chondrichthyes, Orectolobiformes, Rhincodontidae. Gene Ontology annotation, cellular component: nuclear body. The coding region runs from base 51 to 2312 and encodes 753 amino acids. Gene Ontology annotation, biological process: primary miRNA processing; mRNA processing. The transcript has 17 exons.